CCGCACUUGUCUGAAUUUCACAUGAGCGAACAAUUCCGUCCGAUCCUGCAAAAGUACAUAGUACCGGUCCCAGGGGCCAAAGACCGCGAGGUGUCAAAUCUUCUUGUUUGGAUAUUCCGAGUUGGCUGUGUCUACUUUGAUCGAAUAGCCCGUGUUCGCAGGUAGUCUUUGAGGUAGCGGUUCCAGAAUUUCUGGGUCAGAACUUGAGAUUUCAAGGAACCACCUACCAAACUAGCAAGUAGCGAACGGUUGGGUGGCCAUGAAGGUCACUGUUAAAAGCUGCUGGUGAGUUACCAAAAGUGAUUGACUGGUAAGCAGGGUAGCUGUUGACUGCUGUCCGGUUCAAACACUGGGGCUCAGAAUUUGCUGAUGAAGUUGGGUGUCCGUAUGUUGGAUGGUUGAAUCCAUAUGAAUGGUGUUGAGGCAAAUUGUUGAUCGAAUGGGGCUGAAAGUUUGUCGUGACUUGGCUGAAUUGCUGUUCUGUUGUCGAAGUGUUUAUUGCAGAGGGAUCAUGUAGAGUAGACCCAUAAUCUGGUUGCGGUCCAAAAGUUAUUGGUAGUUGAACUGUUGUCUUAGCUGCUCAUGGCAUGCACACUACUCUCUUAUUCAACUAAUGAUUGAAAACUGGUUUCGCUAUCCACAUGUGAAUGGUUUGAUUAAUGAUUUUUAGGACGAGCUCAGAAAUCAGUGUUGUCAUCCGAAAAGCGUCAAUGGGUUUUUUGAAAAUACCCCUCCCCCUCGUGAAAAUCCUGUAUAAUCCCUGAUCCAACUUCUAUCUGCAAAAUAAGUCGACUAAAUUGGAUCUAGAGUUUCAAUUGUGCGAUAUUUUAUUUUACGCAUCCUCCAAAUCUGAAUAGCCGCCAUUAAACCACAAAAUGAUAUUUAAAAUAUUACAUGUUGGGUAACUAAGAUGUUGUGAAUUAUUACUAAACUAUAGUGAGAAAUUUUGAAGAUGUGAGAAAAUGGCAUGUCAGCGAUAUGCACAUUUACUGCAUUCUCGAUUGGCGAGCUCAAGUGUGGAUUAUUUAACGAAGGUCCAAGUCCAUAAUAAUGACAAGACUGCGGUGUUAACACUGGGAAGAGCGGUAGCGAAGAAUGCAAUCAACAGGCAAAUGGUGGAAUCACUUGAGCGCUGCUUGAAAGAACUGGCAAAGAAAAGGUCCCUAACUUCGCUGAUUGUUCGCAGUGAAGUGCCUGGAGUAUUCUGUGCGGGAGCAGACUUGAAAGAAAGGGCAAACAUGCCUGAAUCUGAAGUGUGGUUGUUUCCGGUGGCCGUGUUUGUUGCCAAAAUCAGAGCCCUCCUUUUGCUGCUCUACCACUUCCCCGUGCCCACUCUGGCAGCUAUAGAUGGAGUGGCCCUGGGAGGGGGUCUGGAAUUGGGACUGUGCUGCGACCUCAGAGUGGCAUCUAUCCAGUCUAAACUUGGGCUGGUAGAGACCAAACUCGGAAUCAUUCCCGGCGGUGGAGGCACCCAAACUCUGCCCAGAGUAGUCGGACUGACUAAAGCUAAGGAGCUCAUAUUCACUGGACGAAUUGUAACUGGAACGGAGGCUAAGGAGAUGGGUCUGGUGGAUUACGUGGUUGACAGUGACCAAGUAGAUGCCACUGCACUUUCCCUCUCUCAGCAGAUGGGGCUGAGGGGACCUGUUGCACUGCGGAUGGCCAAGCGUGCAAUCAACCAGUCAGCCCAAGGCCCCAUAGAGCAAGGGAUGAAGAUAGAACAGGAGUGUUAUGCUCAGGCUAAGGAGCUCAUAUUCACUGGACGAAUUGUAACUGCAACGGAGGCUAAGGAGAUGGGUCUGGUGGAUUACGUGGUUGACAGUGACCAAGUAGAUGCCACUGCACUUUCCCUCUCUCAGCAGAUGGGGCUGAGGGGACCUGUUGCACUGCGGAUGGCCAAGCGUGCAAUCAACCAGUCAGCCCAAGGCCCCAUAGAGCAAGGGAUGAAGAUAGAACAGGAGUAUUAUGCUCAGGUGAUACCGACAAAAGACCGCCUGGAGGGACUUCAAGCAUUUCGAGAGAAAAGGAACCCCGUUUUUAUUGGAGAAUAGAAUAAAUCAAUCAAUAAUUAACUUAUUUUAUUG
Messenger RNA from Symsagittifera roscoffensis, 2084 nucleotides. RefSeq names its product methylglutaconyl-CoA hydratase, mitochondrial-like. Gene Ontology annotation, molecular function: catalytic activity. The coding region runs from base 963 to 2051 and encodes 362 amino acids. The record is from RefSeq and is a predicted model, not a curated record. The transcript has 5 exons. Gene Ontology annotation, biological process: fatty acid beta-oxidation. NCBI's taxonomy places the organism in Eukaryota, Metazoa, Xenacoelomorpha, Acoela, Convolutidae.